Molecule: messenger RNA, 3976 nt
Organism: Lepisosteus oculatus (spotted gar)
Lineage: Eukaryota; Metazoa; Chordata; Actinopteri; Semionotiformes; Lepisosteidae
Gene: rfx4
Product: regulatory factor X, 4
Biological process (GO): regulation of transcription by RNA polymerase II
Molecular function (GO): DNA-binding transcription factor activity, RNA polymerase II-specific; RNA polymerase II cis-regulatory region sequence-specific DNA binding
Source: RefSeq, a predicted model, not a curated record
UCUACAAGAAUAAGCAAAAUAUUAUGAGUUGGUGAUUCUGCCCCAGAAAGGACACCAGUUGUGCCAUUUCGUAAUAGAAAUUAGAAGCCAACAAAAGGCGGCUGGGUCGCGGGGCUGGUCGAGCAAUGAGAAAGAGCUCGAUUCAGCAUGUGUGCGCGCUUGUAAGUCUCCGGAAGAACAAUAGAGGAUUCCUGCAGUUUUAGAAAGCUGGAUUGAAAGAUGUCUCAGCGAAAGUGAAACCAAGCGAUACUCCAGUCAUACGUCUCUGGGGAAUAUGUCGAACGACGAAAAUGAGGAAAAAGAAAACAACAGAGCUUCCAAACCACACUCAACCCCAGCUACUUUACAAUGGCUGGAAGAAAAUUACGAGAUUGCCGAGGGUGUGUGCAUUCCUCGAAGUGCCUUGUACAUGCAUUACCUGGACUUCUGUGAGAAGAAUGACACACAGCCUGUCAACGCUGCAAGCUUUGGAAAGAUAAUAAGACAGCAGUUCCCACAACUAACUACAAGAAGACUGGGGACAAGAGGGCAGUCAAAGUACCAUUACUACGGGAUCGCGGUGAAAGAGAGCUCCCAGUAUUACGAUGUGAUGUACUCCAAGAAAGGGGCAGCCUGGGUAAACGACACAGGGAAGAAGGAGGUCACCAAGCAGACAGUGGCAUAUUCACCACGCUCCAAACUGGGAACUCUACUGCCAGAGUUUCCAAAUGUCAAAGAUCUAAAUCUGCCAGCAAGUCUGCCAGAGGAGAAGGUUUCUACAUUCAUUAUGAUGUACAGAACCCACUGUCAAAGGAUUCUUGAUACUGUAAUACGGGCAAAUUUCGAUGAGGUUCAAAGCUUUCUGCUGCACUUUUGGCAAGGAAUGCCACCUCACAUGUUGCCUGUCCUGGGCUCCUCCACAGUCGUGAACAUAGUCGGUGUCUGUGACUCCAUACUGUACAAGGCCAUUUCAGGAGUUCUUAUGCCGACGGUCCUACAAGCUCUACCAGACAGCUUGACUCAGGUGAUCCGGAAGUUUGCCAAACAGCUGGAUGAGUGGUUAAAAGUGGCUCUGCAUGACCUACCGGAAAACCUAAGGAACAUCAAAUUUGAAUUAUCUAGAAGAUUUUCUCAAAUUCUAAGAAGACAGACAUCUUUAAACCACCUGUGCCAGGCCUCCCGAACUGUAAUCCACAGUGCAGAUAUAACAUUUCAGAUGCUGGAGGACUGGAGGAAUGUGGAUUUGAACAGCAUCACAAAACAGACUCUGUACACUAUGGAGGAUUCUCGGGAAGAGCACAGGAAAAUGAUCAUACAGUUAUAUCAGGAAUUUGACCAUCUUUUAGAGGAGCAGUCACCCAUUGAAUCAUAUAUAGAGUGGCUGGAUUCCAUGGCAGACAGAUGUGUUGUCAAGGUAGCUGGAAAAAAACCUGGCUCUCUGAAGAAAGUCGCUCAACAGUUCCUCCUAAUGUGGUCCUGUUUUGGGACAAGAGUCAUUAGGGACAUGACUCUCCACAGUGCGCCUAGUUUUGGCUCGUUCCACCUGAUCCACCUCAUGUUCGACGACUACGUUCUGUACUUGCUGGAGUCGCUCCAUUGUCAGGAGAGGGCCAAUGAGCUAAUGAGGGCAAUGAAGGGGGAGGGAAACACAGUAGACAGAAGGGAAGAGAUCAUAUUGACAGAGACAACACCUCCGUCAGUGUCACCAGGCCCAUACUCUCCUGCUAAAUCUGUCAAUUCUGUGGAAAUCCCCUCAGCCCACUCUCCCAGUAACAGCCAAUCACCAGAAUAUACAAGCGUACCAGCUACAACAGGGGCUGUUCAAUCGUAUACCUGGUCUCUUACAUAUACAGUGACAACGGCCGGAAACAGCCCCACAGACAGUGGGCAGCAGCUGCCCUGCAUGAGAAGCACUCACGUCCCCCCGUCCUCCUCUUCACACAGGAUGCCCGUGUACCCUCACAGGGAAGACCAUGGGUACACAGGAGGGUACAACUAUAGCAGCUACACCAACCAGCAUCACCACCCUAUCCAGAGCCAAUAUAGCGCCCUUCCGCACGAACCUGGGAUCGCUGCCCCACUGCACUACCCUGCCUACCACCGGAGCACUUCACAGUACCCCCUCAACAGUCAGAUGUCCCGGAUGGAGCCCUGUUUGAUGAGUGGCACCCCGAGGCUGCACCCCACACCAGUGACGCCCCGCUGGCCUGACGUCCCGUCAGCGAACAGUUGCUACGCCAGUCCCCCGAUGCACUCCUCCAGAUACAGCAACUCCGGGGACAUGUAUUCCCCGCUGGCGGCCCGCAGGAACUCGGAAUACGAGCACGUGCAACAUUUUCCAGGCUUUGCAUAUAUAAAUGGGGAGACCACUACAGGAUGGGCCAAAUAAAUCUUCCCUCAGGGUUGCCAGCAACGCGUCAGUGGAAGACAACGUAUUAAACACUGUAUCAGGGGCCCCUAAAGUGGACCUGAAUCCCGAAUGCCAAAAAACACACCGGAGGCCCACCUUAUGAAAGAAUAAUAAUAAAUUUAAUUUAAUUUCAUGAUUGAACAUUUGCUGGGAGAUGUAAUAUUCUGGAUGACGUCAACUGCAGUUUUAAGAACUUUGCAGCAAACUUAUUUUCUUUUGUUGUUUGUGACCAUUAAAAACAGAAACCACAGUGGAGAGCUCCAUCGUCUGUGAUGACCACUGCUUACCUUCUGCUGCUUGGAUCAUACCCUGGAAUCUAAACCUAACUCUGGCCUUUAGGUCAAGUAGUGCCUUUUUCUUAAGUGCAGCAGAAACCAAUCAUGGAGAAAAUUAAUGUGUCAUUUCACUGAAUUCUGAAGGAGGAUCUUGUUUUUCAGGAAUGUACACAUGGUACUGUCCUCCAAGCAAGAUUUUUAAGAAGUGGCUUAACUCCUGACUUUUGUAGUUGCUGUGAAAAAGAAUAUUGGAUGGUCUCCUAAACAAACAGCCAGCAUCAGCGUUCUUCACUGCCAAUUGAUGUCAGUACAGUGCUGCAUAUUACAGGAUUUGGUUUGCAUUCAGCCUACAGUUGACAUCAUUACAGCCAGAACUAAAGUUUCUUCUUUUGUAACAACUCCACCACCACCAAAACACACACACGCAUGUCAGCACACCUCCACCACCAAAACACACACGUGCACACAAAGACACAAAAACCUUCACAGGAACUGGAACAUUUUCAACAUGUUACAAGAAAUGUAACCAUGACAUAUGGCCUUAAUAAUUACUAAAUAAACUUAGUAUAAGGUUUACAGUGGCAGUUAGUCACAAAGAAUUAAAUGUUGGUACUUGGAAAACAUUAAACAGAACAGGUGUAAGGAGGAUAGUGCAUAACCCAAAAAAAUCACUUUGGGUUCUACUCUGAAUAUAAAUUUUUAAGAUAUUUCCCACUCAUAGUUAAAAUUCAAAGCUGUGCCUUUGAAAAUAUAUUGUGUUAUACUGUACUUCAAAAGCUAUACAGCUGUAUUUCUGAGAGAACUUAAUGUAGACAUUUUUUUCUGUCACUUUGUAACAUUGUGUGUGUUUUUUUGUUGUUGUCAUGUUUGGCUUGUUAGAAAAAAAAAGAUUAACCUAGAUUUGUGUAUUAUAAAAUGCACUCAGAAACUACUGCGGACCUAUUACCCUAUGGGUAAGAAUACAAGGAAAGGAAAUCAAAAUAACAUUAGUCACUUUCUGUAAAUAAAAGCACUCUUGGCAACCUCUGGGGUAAUUAUGGUCAUGGCAUUAAUCAGGUGUCCCCAGUCCUGGUACUGGAGGGCUGGUGUGUCUGCAGGUUUUCCAGGUCUCUCUUCCAGCUCUUAAAUUGUUUCAAUUAAGCCAAUAGCAAGCUGAAUAAGAUUCCAACUGGAAUGAAAAGUCAUAACCCCACCAGCCCAUCAAGAGCAGGAAUGGGGACCCGUGGUUUAAAUCAAUAUAUGUGGAGAUAUUUAUAUAGAGAAGGCUGUUACAUAAAAAUCUUGAAAAGUCAAAUAAAGAUGUCAAAAUGUA